GCUUCGGCUAACGGUGCUAACAGAGAGUCGCUUUUAGCUUCCGUCAGGGAAACGUUCAGCCGGUUAAUCCAGAACUUUAUGCUCAACUGAACCGGAAGUUGUGUUUAAUCUUCAUCUCUGACGACAUGAUGGUUCCGCCCGUCGAGUCUCAUCUGGACCAGAAGGUUCUGCAGUACGAAGCGUUCAUCGGCGAUGUUCUGAGGAGAGAUCUACAGAAGGUUCUGGAGCAGAGGGACCAGGUCUAUGAGAAGACCUCCCAGUACCUGCAACUGAAGAACACCAUCCAGAGCCUGCAGGAGGCGGAGUCUCAGCAGCUGAAGGCGGACGUUGAUCUGGGCUGCAGCUUCUUCGUCCAGGCUCAAGUCGCUGACUCGUCCAGGAUCUUCGUGGCCGUCGGCUUCGGGUUCUUUGUGGAGAUGACGCACGCCGAAGCUCUCCGGUUCAUCGACAAGAAGACGAGUCAGCUGACGGCCGUCACUGAGCAGCUCACCAAAGACUCCGCCAAAAUAAAAGCCAACAUCCGCAUGGUUCUGGAGGGUCUACGGGAGCUGCAGGGGCUCGGUGACCUCCCUGAACCCCAAAGAGGAGACGUGUUCUGAACUGGUCCAGGUGUUGGUCUUCAGGUCAGAACCGAGCCGUGGACGUUGUCUUCAGAGAGCAGAAGGACAUUGUGGACAG
Molecule: messenger RNA, 678 nt
Organism: Nematolebias whitei (Rio pearlfish)
Lineage: Eukaryota; Metazoa; Chordata; Actinopteri; Cyprinodontiformes; Rivulidae
Gene: uxt
Product: ubiquitously-expressed, prefoldin-like chaperone
Exons: 6
Coding region: 126-599 (157 amino acids)
Biological process (GO): negative regulation of transcription by RNA polymerase II
Molecular function (GO): transcription corepressor activity
Source: RefSeq, a predicted model, not a curated record